GAAAAGGUUCCCUUCCCCCUGUCGCGGCCCUUCGCCAGCUCCCUACGAGCUCUUUACUUUGCACUCCGCAGGAGUCAGCUCUCCUAUGCUCAGCUUGAUUGUGUGGACCCUGCUGCUCGCCCUGUCCCUCCUGGCCGCUCAGCCCUCUGCAAACAAGACACCUGUGGUUGCCUACAGCACAUUUAGCCUGUUGAGUGACGGAGCUGCAGACGACCAGCCGCACGUCCGUGCGCUCAGCACCCGGCCACCACGUCCAGCAGCAAGCGGCAGCCGCAUCAUCGUGAAGCUCAAGCACCCACACACCGAGAGCCUUGCUCGCGCAGAGACCAUCUCGAGGGCACUCCAGGCCUCCCAGCCAGCUCGUCGCGCCCUAAUGGACGCUGUGACUCACACGGCUGAGACGACAAUUCACCACCUCAACAGCUUGUCCAUGGACACAGUGGACCUGCCGCCCGGUGUCGAUGCAGUGGCCACAUGCGAGUCUGCCCUUCUCGUGUCGUCUGAUAUCGACAUCUGCGAGCCGGAUGCCCUUGUUGCGUCGACCUCUGGCCGCAGGCUGCGUGCCCGAGCGGCACAGGAGCCCAACCGAUGGGUGCCCAACGACCCAAUCUUUGAGGAACAGUGGGAGAUGGCCAGCAUCGAUAUGCCCGAGGCGUGGGCCGUUUUGUCUGAGCAGCAGGAGGAUGAGGAAGCGGCCGGCCCAGUGGGCAAGGGACCGGUAGUCGGGGUGAUUGACAGCGGUGUUGACUAUACCCACCCGGACCUGAAGGACGCCAUGUGGGUCAAUGAAGGCGAGAUCGCCGGCAACGGCAUCGAUGACGACGGUAGGUCCCGAGGGAUAGGAGUAUACGAUCUGCAUCCAUUCCUGGGUGUGUAUGUGUCUGUGUGCAGGAAAUGGCUUCGUAGAUGACAUUCAUGGCUGGGCUUGGUGCGACGGACCCUUUUACCCGGACACUAGCGACGGCGAUCCUAUGGAUACACAUGGCCAUGGGACUCACUCUGCCGGCACGAUUGCAGCAACCGCGAACAACCGACAGGGCAUCGCAGGCAUCGCAGGCGUCGCAUUUGGCAGAGAGAAGAUCAUGGCACUCAAAGUCCUCUGUUCGGUAAGCCAAGCAGAACACAGGGUCGCCAAGCGCUUGAAUCACAUGUCUGUGCCCCUGCCUUUUCAUCAGGGUGGUCAGGGUUCUUUUUCUGACACGAUCCAGGCGAUCAACUAUGCGGUUGCCAUGGGGGCCACACUCACAAGCAACAGCUACGGAGGCGGCUUUCCGUUCAGGGCGCGGGAGGCGGCCAUCAGGAAGGCGGAGGAGGCCAACAUGCUGUUCGUCGCCGCCGCCGGCAACGAACACGUCAAUACCGACAUCACGAAACACUACCCGUCGUCGCUUGGGCUGGACAGUAUCAUCAGCGCCGGCGCGACGGAUAGCGAUGGAAAGAGGGCGUGUUUCAGUAAUUACGGCCUUGAGAGUGUGGACGUGUUCGCGCCGGGAACGGACAUCUACUCGACUAUGCCGGGUGGCAAGUAUGCCUCCGCCAGCGGCACCAGUGUGGCAGCGCCAUUCGUCGCUGGUACGCGCGGAUGUGGCACCGGAGUAAGGACCAGCCAAUCAAGUGCUGGUUUGCUCGUGCCUUCUUCGCUUAGGUGUGGCUGCUCUAUUGUGGUCGACGGAUCUGGCGCAGAGCUUUCGUGACAUCAAGGGCCGGAUUCUGGCGACUUCCGAGAAGAUGGACUCGCUUGAUUGCCUGUGCGUCACGGGUGGCCAGGUCAACGCACGGAAGGCCGUCAGGUGUGUCGAUUGCAAAUGGACGCCUCCUGUGCGGACCAGCGAGUGCAAAUCGACGCCUCAGGUGCAGACCGCAGAGUGCGAAUGGACCACUGAAGAGCCGCCGACCUCUCCUCUUUGGGGCAUCUUUCUUACCAUUCUUUCCCCUUGGUUUGGCGUAGUCUCUUGGCUGGCCUGAGAUAUCUAUCAGCCAAUCCUGGCCGUCCUGUCGACGUGCACAUGUAUGGUGUGUACAGAUUUUUGCGGGUAGCAUGCUGUACUGUUAGGUGAGGGGUGUGUGUAGAUUCGUCGGUUGGACGUUUUCGCCUCCAGCGCCGCGCCACUCACUGCCACUCCUCACGCAGCCUAGUUGGUUGCCUCUGCUCUGUGGUGUGUGCAUGAAUAAGACGAAUAUUGUUUUUAUGAUUGGUACAGUAGUGCGUAUCCAUGUCGGUGCUCUGCUAAGCCGUCGUCGCUCAGCGAGCUCUGACCUUAUCAGACCUGAGUGUUUGCUCUCCACGUCCCCGUUCGUUGUCUGUUGAUAGUCGGCCGCGGUGACUGCGCGGUGGUGUGUGCAUAUGAUCACCGUUGUCUGGUACGUAUGGGAUAAGACGGAUAAGAGAGGGAGACAUGCGGGUGAAUGAUAUGAUACAACCAGUUGCAACGACAUAUACACACAAUCAUAUGUGCGGCCGUACUCAAUGAAUUUAAAACGUCU
This is a messenger RNA of Vitrella brassicaformis, 2484 nucleotides long. The record is from the annotation of a GenBank genome assembly. NCBI's taxonomy places the organism in Eukaryota, Vitrellaceae.